Molecule: messenger RNA, 1606 nt
Organism: Botrytis cinerea B05.10
Lineage: Eukaryota; Fungi; Ascomycota; Leotiomycetes; Helotiales; Sclerotiniaceae
Exons: 6
Coding region: 754-1395 (213 amino acids)
Biological process (GO): exocytosis
Cellular component (GO): recycling endosome
Molecular function (GO): GTPase activity; GTP binding
Source: RefSeq, a predicted model, not a curated record
GACAUGGAAUUUCGAAACCACCUGUCUGCAUUCUCAAACAAUCCAAUGGGGACGAGAACAAAGGAACCGAGAGCAUCGCCUCUUGAUUGCGUAUUGAAUCUGAGCAGCGGUGCAUCUGUAGACUUGUAUUGCAUCGCUUUUAUCCGAGAACUAACUACUCAGGAGUAACAGUAGCCAGAUAGAUGGUCAGUAUAGACAGCGAGACAGCAUUCUACUCCUUUCCAGCAUCCGUCCAGUGCGCAGACGGAGACGUGCUUGGGUACCUGGUCAGUAAUUAUCCAUCCGCAGCCAGACCCUCCAGCAUCAGACAAAUAAAAAGGAGAGAUAAGACAAGACAAAACCAGCGUCACUCCAGCAAGGCGUCACCAUCCAGCCAGGGGCCAGAGGGGUGAAGACUAGACAUUCAUCAAGUUAGACACGCACACGGUUGGCGGUCCUUAUUGAGUUAAUUGAAUUUUAACUUUCACUGUCUAAUAUCGUCCAGAUAGAAGUUUCAGACGGGUGAAGCACAAUCGAGAUAUAAUCGAGAUAUAACAGAGAUAUAACAGCACCGCCCAACGUGCAAAAUCGCCAAAGUUCAAACUUCCCCCCCUCCCAAGCCAAAAAUUCCCAAAUUCCCAAACAACCUUACAACCCCCCAACCCCGGUUUCUCGCAUAUCCACACCCAUCAUCCAUCUAUCCAUCGCAACAACGAAAUCCGUUACCCUCUCCCCCCCUUCAAUAAUAAAUACUAUUCUACUUCAACAUCAACCAUGGCGAAUGACGAAUACGACUUCCUGUUCAAGGUUGUCCUUAUCGGAGACUCUGGCGUCGGUAAAUCCAAUCUUUUGAGUCGAUUUACUCGAAAUGAAUUCAACCUAGACUCGAAAUCAACCAUCGGUGUAGAGUUCGCAACUCGAUCAAUUCAAGUGGAUGCAAAGACAAUCAAGGCGCAGAUCUGGGAUACCGCUGGCCAGGAAAGAUAUCGCGCCAUCACAUCCGCUUAUUAUAGAGGUGCCGUCGGUGCUCUUCUGGUUUACGACAUUAGCAAACACCAAACCUACGAAAAUGUUACAAGAUGGUUAAAGGAGUUGAGGGAUCAUGCUGACUCCAACAUUGUCAUCAUGCUGGUCGGAAACAAGAGCGAUUUAAGGCAUCUUAGAGCUGUGCCAACGGAGGAGGCCAAGCAGUUUGCCAGCGAAAACAACCUAUCUUUCAUUGAGACCUCAGCUCUCGAUGCUAGCAACGUCGAGCUUGCCUUCCAAAAUAUUCUAACUGAAAUUUAUCGAAUUGUAUCCCAGAAAGCCCUCGAUAACGGUGAUUCUGCACAGGCCACUAUUGCAAGUGGUACAAAUAUUACACUUACGCCUCCUCCUUCGGACGAGGCAGCAAAGGGAGGCGGAAAAUGUUGUUAAAUAGUCAGGCGUUCUUACUUCGCGCAACUACACGGACAUAUUGGUUGAUGGUUGAUACAAAGGUGUGGCGUCUUUAAGUGUCAUUGCGGGAGCAUGGGGGGUUACGAAGUCAGGGCUAAGCAAAACGCUCAGCACUCGAUGAGCGCGGGCUCAAGGAUAUCUUCCCUUUUUUUUUCCAAUUAUGUUGUCCGGUGGUUCUUCCUCUUUGGGA